AACAUGAGCCACCCAGCCCUCCACGGCAGGAGUAGCACACACACACUCUCACACACACACACACUCACACACACACACACGCUCACACACACACACACACGGCCACGGGCAGCCAGGGAGCCAGCACUGACAGCGGCAGCUCCCUGGAAGAGGACAGCGGCGUCUGCGUGUCGGUCGCCGCUCCUACGACGCCUUCCCGUCCCGGCGCAGAGCCGCGGGGCCACGGAGCCGCAGCAUCCAUGGAGGAGCCCACGGGCAACACCGUCGUCAUCCGCAUCGGAAUCCCAGACCUGCAACAGACGAAAUGUAUCAAGUUCAACGUGGACGCUCCCAUCUGGCUGUCCAAGCAGAGGAUCCUCUGCACGCUCAACCAGAGCCUGAAGGACGUCCUCAACUAUGGCCUCUUCCAGCCGGCGUACAACGGCAAGGCCGGCAAGUUCCUGGACGAGGAAAGACAGCUGAGGGAAUAUCCUUUCCCCUCCAUCGCACCUGUACCGUACCUGGAGUUCCGCUACAAGAGACGCGUCUACACUCAGGCCUACUUGGAUGAGAAGCAGCUGUCCAAGCUGCACACCAAGGCCAACCUGAAGAAGUUGAUGGAGUUUGUGCAGCAGAGGAACACUGAGAAGGUCUCACGCUUUUUGGAGAAGGGUUUGGAUCCCAACUUCCACGAUCCUGACACAGGAGAAUGCCCUCUGACCCUGGCUGCACAGCUGGAGGGAUGUGCAGAAGUCAUCAAGGCCCUGAAGAGUGGAGGAGCACAUCUGGACUUCAGGACCAAAGAUGGCAUCACAGCUCUGCACAAGGCGGUGCGGAGCAAGAACCACAUGGCCCUCAUUACGCUGUUGGACUUGGGUGCGUCCCCCGACUACAAGGACAGUCGGGGUCUGACUCCUCUCUACCACAGCUCCAUGGUGGGAGGAGACCCCUACUGCUGCGAGCUGCUGCUGCACGACCACGCGCAGGUGGGCUGCGUGGACGAGAACGGCUGGCAGGAGAUCCACCAGGCGUGUCGCUACGGUCACGUGCAGCACCUGGAACAUCUGCUCUUCUACGGGGCUGAAAUGAGCGCCCAGAACGCGUCUGGGAACACGGCCCUGCAUGUGUGCGCACUCUACAACCAGGACAGCUGUGCUCGGGUUCUCCUCUUCCGGGGCGCCGACAAGGAGAUCAGGAACUACAACAGCCAGACGGCCUUCCAGGUGGCCAUCAUAGCAGGAAACUUUGACCUGGCUGAGAUCAUCAAGGUCCACAAAGCGUCAGAUGUCGUGCCUUUCAGGGAGACACCUUCCUACACCAACCGUCGACGCGUGACGCCCGGCGCCUUGCCCUCGCCCCGCUCCCUGCUGCGCUCGGCCAGCGACAACAACCUGAACGGCGACAAGGACCACAUCCAGCGCCAUCAGGUCCACAGAGAGUCCCGGGGCCGCCAGGGUCACUCGCCGGUCCCCUCGCUGCGCAGUCUGCCGGCUCUUGGACAACAACAUGGCAGCCUGGGAGAGAGUCGCCAUGCAGACUUCCCUGACAGCAGCCUGCAGAGCACCACCAGCUCCAGGUCCUCCCAGUCCCGCUCACCUUCCUUGCAUCACUGGCAGGACCAGGACAGGCCCGUGCCCAGGAGGUCCCACAGCCACGGGCACGGUCCCCAUGGAAGACUCAGCCCCGGGUCCGUGCAGCGGGACCCCAGCCCGCCUCAUCACACCCCGCCGGCGCUGACGGGCACACGCGGGCCCAAGCGGAAACUCUACAGUGCCGUCCCGGGUCGCACCUUCAUCGUCGUCAAGCCUUACGCCCCGCAGGGGGAGGGGGAGAUCCAGCUCAAUCGCGGAGAGAGGGUCAAAGGUAGGGAGGUCCUCGUUUUGCCCCGUGUGUGCAUUUAAGUGUGUGUGUGUCCAUUAGUGCACCUGACCACUUCCCAGCAGGCAACCUUGACUAUACGUCCUACUUUGAAACAAUAAAGUAGUUGUAUUUGCAACGGAGACAACGUUGUCGGUUGGGAAAUGACCACAUUUCAAUGUCAAAUCAACGCCACAACAUGACAUUGAAUCGAUGUCGUCAAGAAGCAUGUUGUUUCAAC
Molecule: messenger RNA, 2077 nt
Organism: Entelurus aequoreus (snake pipefish)
Lineage: Eukaryota; Metazoa; Chordata; Actinopteri; Syngnathiformes; Syngnathidae
Product: SH3 and multiple ankyrin repeat domains protein 3-like
Exons: 12
Coding region: 240-1880 (546 amino acids)
Cellular component (GO): postsynaptic density; dendritic spine; postsynaptic membrane
Molecular function (GO): synaptic receptor adaptor activity; ionotropic glutamate receptor binding
Source: RefSeq, a predicted model, not a curated record